UGUCUUAAACUCCUCGUGUAGGAAUCUCAGUGCUUGUGGAGGCUUUGAGGUUUGCGAUGACAUGGUGACGAAGGACAUCAUGACGCCCCUGGUCGCCCUGCUCCGGGAGUGUAGCACUGGACUGGAUUCCAACGAGGUGCCUCCGCGGGAAGGGAAGGAGCAGCACAGACAUUCUGUUGAGAACAUAGCCAACGAGGCCGUGAACGUGCUAUGGAACAUCUGUGAAUGCAGUAACAGAGCAGUGUCUAUAUUCAACAAAGAAGGGUGCUUGGAGAUUGUAUUAAAGUACUUAAGUAGAUUUCCCAGCAAUGUCGACCUGGCUAUUUCAGCAGCCUAUUGUUUGCAGACGGUAACUGAAGAGAACCCAGAGCUACUGAAAUCGCUCAGUGCCUCAGCGCUGCACGUGCUGGAAUCCGCCAUGCGGGCUCCUGUCAGCUCCAUGGCGUAUACCCUGUUGAAGACACUGGUUGCAGGCACAGUGUGGAAUCUAAAGGACAUUAUCCCGUCCAAGAGUCAAGCAGAAAUCAUAAGCGCCAUCCUCAAGAUCUUAUCCGAAGUUUUGGAAAUGGACGCCGGCGCAGUGGUCAUUCAGAUGAAGGAGGCCGAGACGCAGAGGCUGAGAACCGCCGCGGAGACGGAGGAGAUGCUGGAGAACGCGAACGGCGUGGGCUUGACCGAAGACGAUGAGAUGGAGGAGACUCCUCCCAGGAGAAGGGUCAGGAGGAAAACUUUCAUUUCGGAUUUACUUCCGCCCACUAACGAGGAGCUGAGAGAGGCCACGGCGCUGCUGACGGCACAGCAGACCGCGCUGGAGAUCAUCGUCAACGUGUGCUGCAGCGAAGAUCCCUCGGACGACGAGUGGGAGGAAGAGCUUUCCAGCAGUGACGAGAGCGAGGCGUUCAUGGAGAGUUCCCUGGGCGAGGGCGGGGGGCAGCUGCUGUCUCCCCUCUGCCUCUCGCACGAGACACACGCCGCCCUCACCAACUUCCAUAUCCCCAGGAAGGUGUUUGAGAAAACUGCCUUUCCCAGCAGCGCUGCCGUAGACGUGUGUUCCAGGAACCCCACGUGGAAACCUUUGGUUAGAAAGAUGAACACCAUGCAGUGGCGAGCCCUCGUGUGUCUCCAGAGUCUCGUGUCCCUGCUGGAGGUGGAGCACCUGGGCGGGGCGCCGGCCCUGCAGGCCCUGGCGCAGCACCUGUCCACCCUGCUCUUUUCUCAGCCAGACUUUGCCAAGCACGUGGACUUCCUGGAAGCCAUCAGCAGCGCCUUGAGGGCCCUUCUGCAAACAAUGGCCGCCAAGAACAUUUCUCAGUGCAUGACCCCCGACCAGCUGAUGGCGCUGUGCAGAGCCGGCAUCCAGAGCGGCAGCGUCGGGGUGAGAGUGAACGUGGUGAGCAUUUUGGGAAUCACCGGCAGCGUCCUCGCCAAAGAAGAUGGCGCACUUGAAACUCUCAAGGUAACACAGUGGCUUCCGACCUGAACUGCUCAGUGAUUAGAGGUGGGGGUGGGGUUUCAAAACUUCACCGGACAUCGUGAGACGAGAUCACAUUAAACUGCUUCCUGGAGGGUAUUAGUGAAACGCACCCUGUCGUGCGGGGUGUGAAGUAGAAACGCUGCCUGAAGGGUUCCUGGAAAACAGGCCCGAGCAGUGAGCAGCCUGUCCCGCGGUCGCCCUGCUGCUUACAGUGGAGCCAGUUUGGCGCUCAGCCUGUCCCCUCGCACCUGUUUACCAGGUGGGCGCCCUCGGGGGUGAGGCUUACGGCCCGCAUGCUGCCCGCUGUCUGCAGGUGGGGAGGGCUGCCGUCGGCGGGCUGUGGUGAGGUGGGUGUCUCAGGGCAGCACAGUGGAGCCACAUGAGACUGUUGUGUUCAGUUUCUUUCAUUGCCUGUGAGUGUUUGUCUUACACUUUAAAAAGCAGGGUUUUUUGUUACAGAUACUAUUUCUAUGCAUCUUUACACCAUGGGGAAAGCCUUUUUGAGGGUGACGAAAACUUAA
Molecule: messenger RNA, 1995 nt
Organism: Myotis lucifugus (little brown bat)
Lineage: Eukaryota; Metazoa; Chordata; Mammalia; Chiroptera; Vespertilionidae
Gene: HEATR3
Product: HEAT repeat containing 3
Exons: 11
Coding region: 62-1480 (472 amino acids)
Biological process (GO): protein import into nucleus; ribosomal large subunit biogenesis
Source: RefSeq, a predicted model, not a curated record